CGCCGCAUUCGUCAACUUCUUUCCUACACCGGCGGCAGACAUCGCAACAACACGCCGCAUUAAUUGACACUCGAGCCGACACCAUGGCGGACACACUCAUCCACCCAGACCAGGACCAGAACUCUCCGAGCAGCAAGGAGCUCAAGGACAACACCGUCAUCAUCGUACUCGGCGCGUCUGGCGACCUCGCCAAGAAGAAGACCUUUCCAGCGCUGUUCGGUCUGUUCAGAAAUGGCUUCCUCCCAAGAGACGUCAAGAUCGUGGGCUACGCCCGAACGAAGAUGGACCACACCGAGUACCUGAAGCGCGUAAAGUCUCACAUCAAGACUCCCACAAAGGAAAUGGAGCAGCAACUCGACCAGUUCUGCAAGUUCACAACCUAUGUUAGCGGUCAAUACGACAAGGACGAGAGCUUCCAGGAGCUCGAGAAGCACCUGCAAGAGCUCGAGAAGGGUCAGAAGGAGAAUAACCGCAUUUUCUACAUGGCGCUCCCACCAUCAGUGUUCAUUCCUGUCUCUGAGCACCUGAAGCGCAACAACUACCCAAAGAACGGUAUCUCUCGUAUCAUCAUCGAGAAGCCAUUCGGCAAAGACUUGCAGUCCUCGCGUGAGCUUGACCAGGCUCUGCGACCAAACUGGAAGGAGGAGGAGAUCUUCCGUAUCGAUCACUACUUGGGUAAGGAGAUGGUCAAGAACAUCCUCAUUCUGCGAUUCGGAAACGAAUUCUUCGGCGCAACCUGGAACCGCAACCACAUCGAUAACGUUCAGAUCACAUUCAAGGAGCCAUUCGGCACUGAGGGACGUGGAGGCUAUUUCGACGAGUUCGGCAUUGUCCGUGAUGUGAUGCAGAACCAUCUCCUCCAGAUUCUCACGCUCCUCGCAAUGGAGCGUCCGAUCUCUUUCUCCGCCGAGGACAUUCGCAACGAAAAGGUCCGUGUGCUGCGUGGUAUGCCGGCCAUCCAGCCAAAGGAUGUCAUCAUUGGACAGUAUGAGAAGUCGCUUGACGGCUCAAAGCCAGGCUACAAGGAGGACGACACAGUACCCAAGGAGUCGCGUUGCCCAACUUUCGCCUCAAUGGUCGCAUACAUCAAGAACGAGCGGUGGGAUGGCGUGCCUUUCAUCCUCAAGGCAGGCAAGGCUCUCAACGAGCAGAAGACUGAAGUUCGUAUUCAGUUCAAGGACGUCACCUCUGGUAUCUUCAAGGAUAUCCCGCGUAACGAGCUGGUCAUCCGAGUUCAGCCAAACGAGUCGAUCUACAUCAAGAUGAACAGCAAGCUUCCGGGCUUGAGCAUGCAGACCGUGGUCACCGAGCUUGACCUCACCUACCGAAGACGCUUCUCUGACCUUAAGAUUCCAGAGGCUUACGAGAGCUUGAUCCUUGACUCGCUGAAGGGCGACCACUCCAACUUCGUCCGUGACGAUGAGUUGGACGCUUCAUGGCGCAUCUUCACCCCACUCUUGCACUACCUGGACGACAAUAAGGAGAUUAUCCCCAUGGGCUACCCAUACGGUUCCCGCGGCCCAGCCGUUCUCGACGACUUCACCUCUUCGUACGGCUACAAGUUCGCCGACGCUGCCGGCUACCAGUGGCCACAGCACCAGAUCGAGCCAAACAAGCUCUAAGCUGUCCAUCCAGCGACCAUCAUAAGCAAGAGCUUGCAGGCCAGUGUCUCUGAUGUCUUACCAGGCGCUUGGGAUAGAUUUGAGAUGAGAAAUGCAAAGAGCGAGCGUUUGUCUAGAGCGAUUGAGGGGAAAUUGGGAAGCGAAACCCGAGAAUACCUACAUACGAGCACCUACACCACCGGUUUCCAUGUCAUGCUGCUACGACGAAAUGCAAAAAGUGCGAAGCGUUUUAGGGAGGUAGAGACGGGUGACUGUACCUGAGCGCAGGCGUGACGACAUUUGCAUAUAGAGACAGUUGCUUCCUGAGAAUGAGAAAUGGCUGUAAUCAUG
Messenger RNA from Pseudocercospora fijiensis CIRAD86, 1952 nucleotides. RefSeq lists its product as uncharacterized. Gene Ontology annotation, cellular component: cytosol. The transcript has 3 exons. Gene Ontology annotation, biological process: glucose metabolic process; pentose-phosphate shunt, oxidative branch. Bases 84 to 1622 code for a protein of 512 amino acids. NCBI's taxonomy places the organism in Eukaryota, Fungi, Ascomycota, Dothideomycetes, Mycosphaerellales, Mycosphaerellaceae. The record is from RefSeq and is a predicted model, not a curated record. Gene Ontology annotation, molecular function: NADP binding; glucose-6-phosphate dehydrogenase activity.